GUUUCGUUUGUUGAUAUUUUUUCAUACACGUGCGUUUUAAUAAAAAUAAAAUUUACUCGAAUUGAGAAUAAUUUGUAUUAAUUUCUUCGACAAUGGAUUCAUUUGAUUUAUUCCGACAAUUAACUAAAGGUGCUCACUUUAAGAAAAGAAAGGUUGAUAAACAUAAUUCAUUGAAUGUAAAAGUUGAACCUGAAUUAAAUAUUAAAAAAGAAGAAGUAGUCUCUGACAAUGAUGAGAACCCUCCAAUUGUUGAAGACGAACCAAUGGAACUUUUGAAAGGCUCAACUUUCUCAGUUACAAAGAAGAAAAAGUCUUCUUCGUUGACGUUGGAAGAAAAGCAGCGAAUUAAAGAGGAAGAACAGAUUAUCAACUUGCGAAAGGAGAAUAAGAUCUCGGUCAUUGGUAAAAAUAUUCCACCGCCAAUAACUGCCUUCGAAGAUCUUCAAACUCUUUACAAUGUUUCGCCAAAACUUGUCAACAAUUUGGCAGCUUGUAAAUAUCCAACUCCAACGCCUAUUCAAAUGCAAUCUAUGCCCAUUAUGUUAAAGGGUCGCCCUCUUAUGGCUUGUGCUCCAACUGGAUCUGGAAAAACAAUAGCUUUUCUAACCCCAAUCAUCAAUGAUCUUAAAGGUCCAAAGAAAGACGGCUUUCGGGCUCUCAUAUUGGCACCAACUCGUGAGCUUUCUCAACAAAUUUAUCGCGAAUGUUUGAGACUCUCGGAGGGAACUGCUUUAAAAAUACACGUUAUAAGUAAAGUCAGUCAAGCUGAACAGAAAUUUGGCCCAAAGAGUAGUAAAAAAUACGACAUCUUAAUAUCAACUCCGAAUAGAGUACGUUAUUUGUUGCAACAGGAACCGCCUGUUUUGGAUCUAAAAAACAUUGAAUGGUUUGUUAUUGAUGAAGCUGAUAAAAUGUUAGAAGAAGGUCAAAAUAGUUUUAAAGAACAAUUUGAUGAUAUUCUUACUGCGUGUACAAGUGAAAAGAAGAAACUAGCAUUAUUUAGUGCUACCUAUACAGUUCCAGUUUCGAAAUGGGCUUUGAAGAAUUUGAAGGGAUUGGUGCGAGUUACAAUUGGUCAGCAAAAUGCUGCGACUGAAUUAGUUAAUCAAGAAUUGCUUUUUGUUGGAUCUGAAUCUGGGAAAUUGAUUGCAAUAAGAGACCUUGUGCGAGAGGGAUUGAAGCCACCAGUACUUAUAUUUGUGCAGAGUAAGGAUCGAGCUAAGCAACUUUUUGAAGAAUUACUCUAUGAUGGAAUCAAUGUAGAUGUCAUUCAUGCAGAUAGAACUCAGCAACAGCGAGAUAAUGUUGUGCGAGCAUUUCGCGAAGGACAUAUUUGGGUACUCAUUUGUACAGAACUUAUGGGUCGUGGUAUUGAUUUCAAAGGUGUCAAUUUGGUCAUAAACUAUGAUUUCCCACCAACGACAAUUUCAUAUAUUCAUCGAAUUGGUCGAACAGGAAGAGCUGGCCGACCAGGACAUGCAAUAACAUUUUUCACACAAAAUGACACAACUAAUCUAAGAGGCAUUGCUCAAAUAAUUAAAAAUUCUGGUGGAACUGUUCCCGAUUAUAUGCUAAAGCUGAAAAAGACCAAAAAAUCCGAAAAGAAAAAACUCGCCAGCAGUGCACCCCGUCGUGAUGUCAUAUCGACAGAUCCAAAGUUUGAAGCACGCAGAAAAAGUAAACUAAAGAAAGUAGGUCAAUUUGUUAAAAUUAACUCCAAAUCAGAUGAAAAAUCAAGUAAAAAGAAUUCAAAUAAAAAGAAAACAAAAAUUAUAAAAAAUAUUCUCAACGAAGAAUAUUUACCCACAAAAACAAAAUCAAACAAAAAGAAGAAUAAAAAUAAAACAAAGUGA
This is a messenger RNA of Episyrphus balteatus (marmalade hoverfly), 1853 nucleotides long. RefSeq names its product DEAD box protein 52 homolog (gene ais). The coding region runs from base 93 to 1853 and encodes 586 amino acids. Gene Ontology annotation, molecular function: RNA helicase activity; nucleic acid binding; ATP binding. The record is from RefSeq and is a predicted model, not a curated record. Gene Ontology annotation, biological process: maturation of SSU-rRNA. NCBI's taxonomy places the organism in Eukaryota, Metazoa, Arthropoda, Insecta, Diptera, Syrphidae. The transcript is spliced from 7 exons.